AUGGAGUUUCUUAUUUUACAUGGUGCAAAUAUCAAUGAAAAAGAUAAAUAUGGGAAAACAGCUCUUCAUUAUGCAGCUAAUAAAAAUAGUAAAGAAAUUGUUGAACUCCUUAUAUCACAUGGUGCAAAUAUCAACGAAGGAGAUAAAGAAGAGAAAACAGCUCUUCAUUAUGCAGCAAGAACAAAUAGUAAAGAAAUAGUUGAGCUUCUUAUUUCACAUGGUGCAAAUAUCAAUGAAAAAGAUGAAUUUGGAGAAAUAGCUCUUCAUAUUGCAGCACAUUUUAAUUUUAAUGAAAUUGUCGAAUUCCUAAUUUCACAUGGUUCAAAUAUUAAUGAAAAAAAAAUAAUAGAGGAGAAAUCGCUCUUCAUUAUGCAGUAG
Messenger RNA from Trichomonas vaginalis G3, 378 nucleotides. RefSeq names its product cyclin-dependent kinase inhibitor 2C-related family. Gene Ontology annotation, cellular component: cytoplasm; nucleus. Lineage: Eukaryota; Parabasalia; Trichomonadida; Trichomonadidae. Gene Ontology annotation, molecular function: protein binding. The record is from RefSeq and is a predicted model, not a curated record. The transcript has a single exon. Bases 1 to 378 code for a protein of 125 amino acids.